Molecule: messenger RNA, 1828 nt
Organism: Mobula hypostoma (lesser devil ray)
Lineage: Eukaryota; Metazoa; Chordata; Chondrichthyes; Myliobatiformes; Myliobatidae
Product: histone H4
Exons: 2
Coding region: 375-686 (103 amino acids)
Biological process (GO): nucleosome assembly
Cellular component (GO): nucleosome
Molecular function (GO): structural constituent of chromatin; protein heterodimerization activity; DNA binding
Source: RefSeq, a predicted model, not a curated record
AGAUUAUAGACUCCAGUAGCUGAAGUGAAGUUAACUGGACUACAGUUACCCGCUUUUCAUCUUCCACCCUUCUUCAACAAUGGUUUUCGACUCCGCUGGGACCUUUCUGUAACAACUGUGUGUGAGGGAGUUCUGUUUUUCGCUGGAACACUUUGUGUCGGAUGAAUCGUUGGAAAUUGGCGGUUGUGGUAAAGCGAAGGCAGAGCUGGACGAUGAGAGGCCGGUCUCGGCUCUGUCCGUCACUCUGACUCUGUCUCCUCCCCUCCCCGCCUCUGUCUCUCUGCGCGUUUCUCGGGCAGGUCGGGGCGCUGUGUAUAAAAGGAGACAGCAGCAGGCAGUUUGUCAGUGAGCAGCGACCUGAGUGAAGCAGCAUCAUGUCUGGCAGAGGGAAAGGAGGCAAAGGACUGGGCAAAGGCGGAGCCAAGCGGCACCGUAAAGUGCUCCGUGAUAACAUCCAGGGCAUCACCAAACCGGCCAUCCGCCGUCUGGCUCGCCGUGGCGGCGUCAAGCGGAUCUCGGGUCUGAUCUACGAGGAGACCCGCGGGGUGCUGAAGGUUUUCCUGGAGAAUGUGAUCCGGGAUGCGGUCACCUACACUGAACACGCCAAGCGCAAGACGGUCACUGCCAUGGAUGUGGUGUACGCUCUGAAACGCCAGGGCCGCACUCUCUAUGGCUUCGGCGGCUGAAAAACUCCCACCUCCUCCCGAGCACAAAACAAAGGCUCUUCUAAGAGCCACCCACCGCCUCACAGACGGAGCCGUAUCCACAACCUUUUAAUUAUUUUUAUCGAUACAUUCAGCUGAGUUACAUUUGAAACAGAUUAAUCGGUUCGGUUUGCGAUAUUCCUGCGAAUCUGCCUUUCCAGUCGGUGAUUACUUCAGAACCUCUGAACGCAUUAAGAUCGAUCUUCAUCCUUUUAUCCGUCUCGGACAGGAAUCAGUUCACUCGUUUAGAGAAGCGACUCCGUAAUUAUGCAUUUAAAUCUUAACUCAGGGGAUUAGAUAUCAAAUGAAACUGAAAUUGUAUAAUGCGUGAUAAAACUAACGGUAAAUAAUUUUAAAAAAAGUCUUCCAGCACCGUUGCAGGUUGCUCUGAAAUUGGCGUGCAAUUUGAAAUUGAUCCUGCGCCAAUCACACUGUAUUCGGAUCAGAUGAAGUCCGACUGCCAGUAAAUUCCCAGAACUCCUUCUCUACGUGGUGUUAGAGAGCGUUUUUUUCUCUCUCUCUGGAGCUCUGUGUUUCGGACAAACCGUUGGAAAUUGCCGGGUGUAUUAAAGUGAAGACGGAGCUGGACGAUGAGAGGCCGGUCUCGGCUCUGUCCGUCACUCUGACUCUGUCUCCUCCCCUCCCCGCCUCUGUCUCUCUGCGCGUUUCUCGGGCAGGAGUGGUGUCAGAGGACUGGAGGAUGGGGUCAUGUUAAGCAGUAAUUUAGAAUCGAAGGAAAACCAAACACAAGACCACUGUGCAGAUGCUGAUGGAGGGUCUCGGCCUGAAACGUUGGCUGUUUCCAGUUUCUCAUAGAUGCUGCCUGGCCUGCUGAGUUCCUCCAGCACUGCGCGUGUAUCGCUGCGAGGAAAAGCCCGGGAGCUGAGUCAGGGCUGCUGCUGCUGUCCAUUUAUUAAAGACUCGGCUGACAAUGUCACUGCCCGGCUCAGCAAAUUUACGGAUGUCACUAAAGUUGGUGAUAUUGUGGAGUGUGAAAAUUGUAACUAACAUUACAACAGGACGGUGAUCAAUGAGGUCACUGAUUUGAGGAAUGACAGAUAAAUGUGAGAUGUUCCAUUGUCAUUGACGAACCAGGGCAGAACUGCCGUGGGGAAUGGUCUGUC